AUCCACAAUAGCCGGUUCUCGUCGGCAACUUUGCGUGGGGGUUCCCGAGGAAUCUGGGGUAGACAGUGUGGGCAUAAAUCCCUUCUUUUCUCCCUCUUCCACUGUCUUUCGUUUAUAUCGGCAUCUUCUCCCAAGUCAAACUCGUCUAAUCGACGAUCAAUCCGCCACCCAAAAUGGUGCCCACCCCACAAACCACCCACAAUGAAGGCACCGACACCGCAAAGCCCGUCGCUCAGUACAUCCAAACCGUCCGUGUCCCGCUCACAGAAGAAGACAGCAAACGCAUCCGCCGCAAGACCGACCGAACAAUCCUCGUCGUGCUCUGCUGGGUGUACUUCCUCCAAAUCCUCGACAAGACGGUCCUUGGCUAUGGCGCGACCUUUGGCCUAAAAGAGGACACAGGCCUGACGGGCAACCAAUAUUCGCUCGUGGGUUCGAUCGCGCCGAUCGCGCAGCUAUGUUGGCAGCCUUUCUCGACUUGGUUGAUCGUUCGUGUCCCCCAUCGCAUUCUGGCACCAUGCCUUGUGGCUGGAUGGGGUAUCGCACAGUCGUGUAUGGCGGCUUGUCAUAGCUUUGGCGGCUUGAUGGCGACGAGGUUCCUGCUUGGAUUGUUUGAGGCGGGGUGUUUGCCGCUGUUUAGUAUUAUCACCGCGCAGUGGUAUCGGCGUGCUGAGCAGCCGCUGCGUGUUGCGGCGUGGUAUAGUACCAACGGACUGGCUACCAUCAUUGCUGCGGCGCUGAGUUACGGCCUUGCGCAUAUUCAGUCGGAUAUCCUCAAGGAGUGGCAGAUUAUCUUCCUCUUCGUCGGCCUCCUAACCGUCAUCUCCGCGCCCUUCGUCUACUGGCGGCUCGACAACGACAUCCCCUCCGCGCGGUUCUUGACAGAGCAAGAGAAACUGCAAGCGAUGGAGCGCCUGCGCGCAAACCAGACGGGCACGGGAACGCGCGAGUUCAAGCUCAAGCAGGUCUACGAGGCCUUCCUGGAACCAAAAACGCUUCUCUGGUUUGGGAUGACCUUCCUGCUUAACGUCGGGGCCUCAGUUACAAAUGUCUUUGGACCACUUAUCCUUUCAGGCCUGGGCUUCGAUAAGUACCGAACAACCCUACUAAACAUGCCCUUCGGCGCCCUCCAAUUCAUCAUGAUCCUCUUGUCAAGCUACCUCACCCAAAAAGCAAAGAUGAAGGGCAUCGUGCUCGCAAUCUUCAUGGCCCCCGUCGUCGCCGGCCUCGCAGUCCUCUACGCCCUCCCCAGGAAUGACUCCGUCCAGGGAGCCUUAAUGGCCGGCUACUACCUCCUCGCCUUCCUCUUCGGCGGCAACCCACUGGUCGUCUCGUGGAUCGUCGCGAAUACAGCAGGGCAGACGAAGAAAUCGGCCGUGAUGGCGCUGUACAAUGCUGCGAGCUCCGUGGGGAAUAUCGUGGGCCCGUUACUGUUUGAUGAUAAGGAUGCGCCGGCGUACCAGCCUGGGUUGCGGGCUUGUCUGGGGAUUUUCAUUGCGCUGGUUGUUGUUGUUCUGAUGCAGUGGGGAAACUUGGUCUGGUUGAAUAAGCUCCAGGGGGAUAAGCGCGUUGCGAAUGGAAAGGAGAGGGUGAUUGUUGAUCGGUCGAUGAUGGGGAGUGUGGAGGUGGCCGAGGGUGUCGAGGAAGGCGCCGGAGAAGAGGACGAGGUUGCGGCCAACGGCGGGUUCCUGGAUCUGACGGAUCGAGAGAACGAUGAGUUUGUUUAUAUUUACUAGAUCACGGUAGUUUGAAGCGCAUUUAUGUCCAUCGAGUGGUG
This is a messenger RNA of Aspergillus calidoustus, 1777 nucleotides long. NCBI's taxonomy places the organism in Eukaryota, Fungi, Ascomycota, Eurotiomycetes, Eurotiales, Aspergillaceae. The record is from the annotation of a GenBank genome assembly.